AUGCCAGGUUUAGGGCCAGAAACAGCAGCUCACUGCUCCCGGGACAGCGCUGACGUCAGAGGCUCAGAGCUGGUGCAGACGCAGAAUUCCAUCACUCUCAGCAACGCGUUUCCACGGAAACACUCCUCCGUCUCCUCUCUCUGCGGCGUUUCCACGGCGAUGCUUUGGGACGAACGCCUCUCACUCACUUUCUCCAGUUCCAUCAGUAUCCCUCCCCAAAAGAGCCCCUCCCUCCCCAAAUCUGCAUCCAGCGAUCAGACAAUCAGCAGCUCCGCAGACCUGUCUCACAGUGGUCUGUCUCACAGUAGUCCUGUCUCACAGUAG
Messenger RNA from Knipowitschia caucasica, 324 nucleotides. The record is from the annotation of a GenBank genome assembly. Lineage: Eukaryota; Metazoa; Chordata; Actinopteri; Gobiiformes; Gobiidae.